This is a messenger RNA of Lindgomyces ingoldianus, 1345 nucleotides long. RefSeq lists its product as uncharacterized. The transcript is spliced from 2 exons. Bases 237 to 1052 code for a protein of 271 amino acids. The record is from RefSeq and is a predicted model, not a curated record. Lineage: Eukaryota; Fungi; Ascomycota; Dothideomycetes; Pleosporales; Lindgomycetaceae.
GCUGGCUGAGGAAAUGUCAGGGCUACCGACGGAAAUCACAUACAAGAACUCCGCUUGUCCUUCCUCACUCCCACCCAGUUUCGUGCUUUUCACGACGUUACACGAACGGCUUCCCACAGCGGAAGCCUUAAAUUAACCUAUAUUUGCCUGCUACCCCCACGCGCAUAGGAGAUCCAUUUGCCACAGCUCUUUGCAUAACCUUCCUGAUCAAGCACCCUUUACACAGCAGCAACACGAUGAGACUAUCGCAAUUCGUCGCCGGCCUCCUCCUCACAACGUCCACGGUCAAUACCGUGUCGAUACCAGAAACAAACGCCCUGACGCUUCUCGAAGACCAUGCUGCAACCGCUGCGAGAUCUAAUAUCCUUUCGCCGGAACACGCGCUAGAGAGGCGAAAGGGAGGCGGAGGCAAAGGCGGUGGCGGAGGCGGCGGAAAGUCUGGGGGCGGUGGGAAGUCUGGCGGUGGGAACGGCGGGGGCGGGAAGACCAGUUCCACUUCCAACACUGGCGGACAGACUAAGUCCGGGUCGGGUGCACCCCGUGCCUACGGGGGAGGCGGCUACUAUGGAGGAGGUUCUGUAGUGCCAUAUGCGGCAGGCUCAAAGACACCAAGGGGCCUGGUCGCUGGGGGGUUGCUCCUGCCUGUCGCCGCUCUGGCCCUCUUCCCAGGAAUCUGGCUGUGGAGCGUCUAUCCGUAUUACCUGCAUCCUUACAGGUUCCUGAAUCAAACUGUUCAGAACGCCACCAACGGACUCAACCAAACACUUCAGACUAUCUGCCUAUGUCAACAAUUUAGCGUCUGCGGCUGCGACGACAACGACAACUCUACGUACCUGAACGACCUCAUCGGCAAUGGUAGCUACGCUGCGCUAAACAAGUCGGUGGUCAACAUUUAUGACAAUGGGACUCGCCAUCUGGUUAUCAACGGCACUUUGCCUAACGGCACCACCGCAUCUGGUGGGACUGAUUCAGCUGCGCCAGGACUCGCUGUGCAGUAUUCCGGAUACUGGCUAAUGGGAGCCAUCUUCCUCUAUGCUGCCGCUGUCUUGUGAUCUUGACGAUCUUUUUUUUUCUUUCAUGUCAAUACGUUUUUAUCAGUCCGAUGCCCAAGCACCUGCCUGGGACAGACUAGAUUCAAGCUGAUUUCUCGAACACGUUAUUACAAAUUGGAAGGCGGUUAGAAGCAUGCAGUCUUCCACUCCGGUCUUCGAGCGGCAGUAGGGUCCUGCUACGUCUCCCAGUGUUCCUCGGAUGAGAUCUGAGUUGGAGUCUUGGCGUUGUUUUACUCAACUGGGUGGUCUGGACGUCUUUUUCUGGAUACCCCCAAGUAGAUCAAUUAGGCGUU